GAGUGUCGGGCCGUAACACUUCUUGCUCGCGCUCUCUUCUUCUCUUCCUUUUGGUUUCUCCUUUUCUUAAUUUCCACGCGACUUGUACCAAUCGGACGCUGCCGACAAUGGAAAUCUGAGAGCGCACCCUUCGUGUCAACCCUCGGCGCAGAGAAACAGAAGAUGCAGCCGCUCGUCAGGGUUUUGGUGUUGUUGGCGCUGCUGGGCGCGAGCUGUGCGGCGCCGGCGGUGCCGGACGGCGACGAGGAGCAGCCGGUGCUGAGUCCGCGGAACUGGACGCACGUGCUGCCCCCGGAGGCGUCUUUCGGGUCGGUGCGCGAGCCGAGCGUGGUGCUGGAGGGCGGCAGGCUGAACCGCACCAUCCUCAACGCCAGAUUCAACGGGACGGAGGCGCUGCGGAGGCUGCGAAAGCUGGCCCGCAGGCUCAACAUGCCGCCGCUGGUGGACAAGGCGCUGCGGCUGCUCAACCUGCAGCAGGUCGUCCAGGAGGUGGAGACCUCCGUCAUGUCCAAGGUCUCGUGCACCGCCUGCCGCGCCGGAGUGAGUUUUAUUCAGCACUACAUCCGCACUGGCAAGACGAAAGAAGACAUUAUCCAAGUGACGAAACACUUCUGCAUCAAACUAAAGAUGUCCACGCCGCGCGUCUGCGACGGAAUUACUGAACUAUUUGGCGGUGAGGUGACGUACGUGCUGCAGCGUCUGUCGCUGGGCCCGGAGGAGAUCUGCGGCUUCGUGAUCGGCGACGCGUGCGGCGACGUGUACAACCCGUUCCACGAGUGGAAAGUGAGUUUCCCGCCGGUGCCGAAGCCGCCGGUGGCGCCGACGCCGGCGCCACCCAAGGUGGGCAGCCCGACCUUCAAGGUGCUGCAUUUGUCGGACACGCACUUCGACCCUUACUACCACGAGGGCUCCAACGCCGACUGCAACGAGCCCCUCUGCUGCCGCCUCACCAACGGGCCCCCGGCCACCCCGGCCGCCGCCGCCGGCCGCUGGGGCGACUACCGGAAGUGCGACACCCCCAAACGCACCGUCGACUCCAUGCUCGAGCACAUUAAGACCACUCAUCCGGACAUUGACUACAUUUUGUGGACGGGCGACCUGCCGCCGCACGACGUGUGGAACCAGACGCGCGAUGAGAACCUGAGCAUCAUCAAGCAAACCGUUGAGCAGCUGAGCACCACUUUUCCAAAUGUGCCCAUUUUCCCAGCUCUCGGCAACCACGAAAGCGUCCCUGUCAACAGCUACCCGCCGCCGUUCGUGAAGAAGGACUACUCGAUCGAGUGGCUGUACGAGGAGAUGGACGCGCAGUGGCGCCGGUGGCUGCCGCCAAGCACGAGUCCAACGGUGCGCCGGGGCGCCUUCUACUCGGUGCUGGUGCGGCCCGGCUUCCGCAUCGUCUCCAUGAACAUGAACAACUGCAACAACAGGAACUGGUGGCUGCUGCUCAACAGCACCGACCCCGGCCACGAGCUGCAGUGGCUCAUCUACGAGCUGCAGGCCGCCGAGAUCAACAACGAGAAGGUCCACAUCAUCGGACACAUUCCGCCCGGACACUCCGACUGCCUCAAGGUCUGGAGCAGGAACUACUACAAUAUUAUCAACAGAUACGAGUCGACCGUCAUGGCCCAGUUCUUCGGACACACGCAUUACGACGAGUUUGAGCUGUUUUACGACAACUCGGACAUGUCACGCGCCACUUCAAUCGCCUACAUCGGACCUUCGGUGACGCCCUACUACGACCUCAACCCCGGAUACCGGCUCUACUACGUCGACGCCGACCACGCUCUCACUACCAGAGCGGUGCUGGACCACGAGAACUGGGUGAUGAGUCUGAAGGACGCGAAUCUGUACGACUACCCCAUUUGGUACAAGCUGUACUCGGCCAAGUCGGCGUACAAAAUGAACUCGCUGGCGCCGCAGGAGUGGGCCACGCUGCUCGACCAGUUCGCCUCCGACCAGGAGGCGUUCGACCUCUACUACAAGCACUACUGGAAGAAUUCUCCGGUGCGUCCGAACUGCGACGCCGAGUGCCGGAAGCGGCUGGUGUGCGACUUGCGUUGCGGACGGUCGCACGACCGGCGCUCCCUUUGCCAGGAGAUCGAGUCGCGCAUCGACAGCCAGACGGGCGGUACGUGGCGCUCGUGGCUGUACAACGGCCUCACCGUGUCCUACGCCUCCGUCGUCGCCUCCUUCUCCUGGAUCGGCAGCACCAUCUCCAACGGCAUCUCCACCGCCUGGGGAUAAACAAAAUUAACCCCCCUUGAAUCCAAAACGGGUUUUUCUUGCGCCUUUUUGGCUGUCAGGGAUCUUUUCUCUUGGCAGCGGCGAAACUCGUUACAUUUUGGACCCCCUGUGCCCCCCACCCCCGCCGAGUUACCCCCAGAACGGAAAAAUGCCGGAUGGGAGAUGAGACAGAGAGAAUGCCUGCCUGCUUUUAAUUUAUUUCCGCACGAGUGCAUGUUUUAUGUGUUUAUUAUUUUUUUUUUUAAAAAAAGGAAAAAUUCCGUCCGUUUGUCCGCGGUGGCUCAAUUCGCUUAUUUUAAUUUAAUUAAUUUAUUUUAAUUGUAAGUUCGAGGAAUGUGUCUCUUUCUUGGAGUGGAAAGUCCUGCUGUGCAAACUGUGAUGUCGCUAAACGAACAAAAGAAUAAUAUGAAGCUGCUUGCGUAGUAGACCUGCCUGUUUUUU
Molecule: messenger RNA, 2685 nt
Organism: Cloeon dipterum
Lineage: Eukaryota; Metazoa; Arthropoda; Insecta; Ephemeroptera; Baetidae
Product: sphingomyelin phosphodiesterase
Exons: 9
Coding region: 163-2244 (693 amino acids)
Biological process (GO): sphingomyelin catabolic process; ceramide biosynthetic process
Cellular component (GO): lysosome
Molecular function (GO): acid sphingomyelin phosphodiesterase activity
Source: RefSeq, a predicted model, not a curated record